CUAUGGCACAGAAGGCGACGCCGACGAAAACACACUCAGCUGCCACAAGAACGUGGAACUGCUGGAGGGGUACUGGACCCGAAUGCUCAGGACGCAUGGCUACGAACUAGCGUCGAUCCCACAAAAAUCGUACCACCAGGGACUGCCGCCCUUUAUGCGCAACAAACUAGUUGACCACGAG
Messenger RNA from Amoebophrya sp. A120, 181 nucleotides. The record is from the annotation of a GenBank genome assembly. NCBI's taxonomy places the organism in Eukaryota, Dinophyceae, Syndiniales, Amoebophryaceae.